Molecule: messenger RNA, 1551 nt
Organism: Ophidiomyces ophidiicola
Lineage: Eukaryota; Fungi; Ascomycota; Eurotiomycetes; Onygenales; Onygenaceae
Exons: 6
Coding region: 1-1551 (516 amino acids)
Molecular function (GO): monooxygenase activity; heme binding; oxidoreductase activity, acting on paired donors, with incorporation or reduction of molecular oxygen
Source: RefSeq, a predicted model, not a curated record
AUGGGUCUACUAGCUAACCUAAUACCCCUUCUUCCUUCCGCAUGGAAGUUGAUUGGAAUUUCAUUUGCUAUUUGGAUUCUCAUUGAUGUUUGUCGGGGAGUUUUCCGUGUGUUCACCUCUCCUUUCCCAGGGCCAAGAAUUGCCAAAUUCACUGUCUUAUAUAUGAGAUGGCAGCAGUUGAAAGGAAGAGAAUUCCUUCAUUAUCACCUAUUGCACCAAAAAUACGGCCCUAUUGUGCAACUUAGUCCCGAUGAGAUUUCAUUCUGCCAUGCAGAUGCUUUGUCACAGAUAUAUGCUGGCCCACGAGGUUUGGAUGCAGGCGAUGCCUUGUCUGCUUUCAAGAGCUACGGCUCAGAAAACCUUGUAACCACUCUUGACGCUGAUCGGCAUGCGGCUCGCAGGAAGAUGGUCAUUGGCCAUUAUUCCAACUCCAUCGCCAUAAGCCCGGGCGUUCAGGCAGUCUUCAAAAAGUAUAUUGACACGUUCAUGCAGAUAAUCGAGGAAAAGGCCAGUUCUUCGCCCUCUAGAACUGUGGAAAUAUCUUCUUGGUUGAGGUGGCUGUCAGCGGACAUCAUUCUUCAUCAGAUUUACGGAGAGUCAAAUCACCCCAAUCUUCUAAUGAGUGAGGCAUCGAGAGAAGACUUCAAGGGGUUACUUAUGACUGCUCUGGAUUUUGUUCUAGGCCCUAUUGCCUUGUUGAUAACAUUGUUUCCAAAAUUUGCCACUUUAUUACAAGCAAUAAAUGGUCCUGACAAGAUUGGGAUGUACGGGAUGAGACAAGUCGAGGCUGCGUUGUCUGAUACAUCUGAUAAUAAGGAGGAGAUAACCACACAUCUCAAACUCCUCUCUUCUCGCCUUAAGAAAGACGGGCCGACUACACUUCUACCGAGCAAGAAUUAUAUCGCCAGUGAUUGUCUUGAUCACUUUAUUGCUGGUUAUUUUUCUCCAGCCGAUCUCUUCUCCGCCCUAAUAUGGGAACUUUCCCUUCCUUGGAACAAAGUGCAUCAAGAUAAACUCCGGCAGGAGCUGCACGAAGCAGGAAUCUCGACUGGAAUACAUCCGGAUAUCCUAGUACUUCAGAAGCUACCUUAUUUGAACAACGUAUUGCGCGAACUACUUCGGGUCCAUACUCCCAUUCCGAUAGGUUUACCUCGCAAGGUGAAGAGAGGCCAAAAUGUAGUAGUUCUAGGGGCAAAAAUACCACCUGGAACAACGAUACACGCUCAAGCCUACUCCAUCCAUCGUGAUCCGCAAGUAUUUCCAGGUCCAGACAAAUGGAACCCAGAACGUUGGAAUAUUCCAACCGCAUCUCCAGAAUUCCGAGAGAUGCAGAAGAUGUUUUGGCCGUUCGGCUCCGGGGCAAGAAUGUGCUCAGGCAUGAAUAUUGCAUGGGCAGAACUUCGACUUGUCACAGCAAGAAUAUAUAGCACCUAUGAAACAAAACUGGACGAUAUAUUCCUUAACACAAACGGGAAUUUAAUCCCUGAGUUCAAGAGAAAAGAUUAUUACCCAUCAAAAUUAACAGAGCCCAUCAGGUUCUUGGAAAUCUAA